UGAAUAAUACCUAAAACCAAAAGAGUAUUUUGGGCGGUGUGGGACAGAAAUUGGGUUUGGUGAAGAGCAGCAUAAGCAUGUCGUUGAGCUCGGUUCUCCCACUGUUCAUCCCCACACCUCCACCCACAACCACAAGCAAGAGUCUUCAACUCGGGAGUAGGAAUUGGGCGUUGCAGAGACUCAGAAUCGUUGCAAAAUCAAAAUCAGAUGCGUCGCCAUCAUCGUCCACAUCCACCUCCCUUCUUUCUUUUCUCUGCCCCCUACUCACGCUCUUAUCUGGAAGGGAUCCUUCUCAACCACGCAAUUUCACUUUUGAGCUGGCGUCAUCAUCCUUGGCUAGCUUGUCAAGGUUUGCAUGGGGAAAAAAAUCGAUAGCUGAGAGUUCACUCUCCAAAGAAAUCACUUCAGAACUUCCUUUUAGUUUGCAGCUUUUUGAAUUUGAGGCAUGCCCCUUUUGUAGAAGGGUCCGGGAAGCUUUGACUGAACUAGAUCUUUCUGUAGAGGUCUAUCCAUGUCCUAAGGGUUCUGUAAGACACAGAGAGGUGGUCAGCAGAACUGGUGGCAAAGAACAGUUUCCUUUCCUCAUUGAUAAAAAAAAGGGUAUUUCUAUGUAUGAAAGUGGUGAUAUUGUAAAAUACUUGUUUGAGCAAUACGGAGAAGGCAGAAGUCCAUCAUUGGGGCUUUUGGAGAGCACUAUUUUUACUGGAUGGAUGCCGACAAUAUUUCGAGCAGGUAGAGGAAUGGCUCGGUGGGUUUACGCCAGGCCUGACCCUCCUCCAGGAAAGUUGGAACUCUUCUCAUAUGAAAAUAACCCUAAUGCUCGAAUAGUCCGUGAGGCAUUAUGUGAAUUGGAACUUCCUUACAUUCUUCAAAACGUAGGAGAAGGCUCUCAUCGAAUGAAGUUACUCUUGAAUGCUUCUGGAUCUAAAGAGGUUCUUUCUUCAUUGAUCACAACACUGGAUUUCAAUCUGGAGACUGCACAACAAUCUUAUCGUAUUUGUUCCAAACCUAUUCAACAGUUUAUUUUAUAACAUCCACUUUCUGUAAAUGAAAACUUGUGGGGUGAAAUCACUACAUACAGAGCGUAUUUAUUGUCAGAUAUUGUGCUAUGAACCCAGCCCCUAGAGAAAAUAGUAACAAUUAAUGUAACAAAAUGGUUAAGUCCGGUGAAUAUGUUGACAUUGUUUGAAGAUAUGGAUCAAUGGAAUGCUAUUGUGCCAAAGUGAA
Vigna unguiculata (cowpea) is the source of this 1227-nucleotide messenger RNA. RefSeq names its product Thioredoxin family protein. Lineage: Eukaryota; Viridiplantae; Streptophyta; Magnoliopsida; Fabales; Fabaceae. Gene Ontology annotation, cellular component: chloroplast. The record is from RefSeq and is a predicted model, not a curated record.